This is a messenger RNA of Scleropages formosus (Asian bonytongue), 5158 nucleotides long. It is a transcript of the gene ap2b1, whose product is annotated as adaptor related protein complex 2 subunit beta 1. Bases 157 to 3012 code for a protein of 951 amino acids. Gene Ontology annotation, cellular component: clathrin adaptor complex; membrane coat. The transcript is spliced from 22 exons. Gene Ontology annotation, molecular function: clathrin binding. The record is from RefSeq and is a predicted model, not a curated record. Gene Ontology annotation, biological process: vesicle-mediated transport; intracellular protein transport. NCBI's taxonomy places the organism in Eukaryota, Metazoa, Chordata, Actinopteri, Osteoglossiformes, Osteoglossidae.
UCUCCCUCCUCCCCUCUUCUCCUGCUGUUUCCGGGAGCCCUGCCGUCCUCGGCUGUUCUACCGCUUGCAGUCGAGGCAAACAGCGCCUGUUCUGUCUCCCUUCGGCCAGUUUCUACAAGGUUCUCGCGAUUGUCAGUGGGUUGAAGAGCUGCCGCAAUGACUGAUUCAAAGUACUUCACCACUAACAAGAAAGGGGAGAUCUUUGAGCUGAAGGCUGAGCUGAACAAUGAGAAGAAGGAGAAAAGAAAGGAAGCUGUGAAGAAGGUCAUUGCUGCCAUGACUGUGGGGAAGGAUGUCAGUUCUCUGUUCCCUGACGUGGUGAACUGCAUGCAGACAGACAACCUGGAACUAAAGAAGCUGGUCUACUUAUACUUAAUGAAUUAUGCCAAGAGUCAGCCUGAUAUGGCCAUAAUGGCUGUCAAUAGCUUUGUCAAGGACUGUGAGGACCCCAAUCCCCUGAUUCGGGCUCUAGCAGUGCGGACCAUGGGCUGCAUCCGUGUGGACAAGAUCACCGAGUACCUGUGUGAGCCGCUGCGCAAGUGCCUGAAGGACGAGGACCCAUAUGUGCGCAAGACAGCUGCUGUGUGUGUGGCCAAGCUGCAUGACAUCAACGCUCAGAUGGUGGAGGACCAGGGCUUCCUGGAUUCUCUGAGGGACUUGAUCGCUGACUCUAACCCCAUGGUGGUGGCUAAUGCUGUGGCAGCACUGUCAGAGAUCAGUGAGUCACACCCCAACAGCAACCUGUUAGAUCUAAACCCACAGAACAUCAACAAGCUGCUGACAGCCCUUAACGAAUGUACUGAGUGGGGCCAAAUCUUUAUACUGGACUGUCUGUCCAACUACAAUCCCAAAGACGAGCGGGAGGCCCAGAGCAUCUGCGAGCGAGUGACUCCAAGGCUCUCCCAUGCCAACUCGGCUGUGGUGCUGUCUGCAGUCAAGGUGCUCAUGAAGUUCCUGGAGCUGCUGCCCAAGGACUCGGACUACUAUGGCACCCUGCUGAAGAAGCUGUCCCCACCAUUGGUGACGUUACUGUCCGGGGAGCCCGAGGUGCAGUACGUGGCCCUCAGGAACAUCAACCUCAUCGUGCAGAAAAGGCCAGAGAUUCUGAAGCAGGAAAUCAAAGUCUUCUUUGUCAAGUACAAUGACCCCAUCUAUGUCAAGCUAGAGAAACUGGACAUCAUGAUUCGCCUGGCUUCCCAGGCCAACAUUGCCCAGGUCCUGGCUGAGCUGAAGGAGUACGCCACGGAGGUGGAUGUGGACUUUGUCCGCAAGGCUGUACGGGCCAUUGGCCGCUGUGCCAUCAAAGUUGAGCAAUCGGCUGAGCGUUGCGUUAGCACACUGCUGGACCUCAUCCAGACCAAGGUCAAUUACGUGGUUCAAGAGGCCAUUGUCGUCAUCAGGGACAUCUUCCGCAAAUACCCUAACAAGUAUGAGAGUAUCAUUGCUACACUGUGUGAGAACUUGGACUCCCUGGAUGAGCCAGAUGCCCGUGCUGCCAUGAUCUGGAUCGUGGGCGAGUACGCUGAGCGCAUUGAUAAUGCAGACGAGCUGCUGGAGAGCUUCCUGGAGGGCUUUCAUGACGAGAGCACACAGGUCCAGCUCACAUUACUCACAGCCAUUGUCAAGCUGUUCCUGAAAAAGCCUUCAGAGACACAGGAACUGGUCCAGCAGGUUCUCAGCCUGGCCACACAGGACUCUGACAACCCCGACCUGCGUGACAGGGGCUACAUAUACUGGCGACUGCUGUCCACAGACCCGGUGACGGCCAAGGAGGUAGUGCUCUCCGAGAAGCCACUGAUCUCAGAGGAAACAGACCUGAUCGAGCCCACACUGCUAGACGAGCUCAUCUGCCAUAUCGGCUCCCUGGCUUCAGUCUACCACAAGCCCCCCAAUGCCUUCGUGGAGGGGAGCCACGGUAUCCACCGCAAGCACCUUCCCAUCCAGCACGGCAGCAUCGACACAGGUGAGAGUCCUGUCAGCACCGGGCCAACUGCAGCCUUAGACCAGCCGCAGGUCAUCCCCUCGCAAGGAGACCUACUCGGAGACCUGCUCAACCUGGACCUGGGGCCCCCUGUAAAUGUUCCCCAAGUGUCCUCCAUGCAGAUGGGGGCCGUGGACCUGCUGGGUGGAGGUCUGGAUAGCUUGCUUGGUGGAGAUCUAGGAGGAGGUGUAGGAGGAAGCCCAGCAGUGGGACAGAACUUCAUCCCGUCCUCAGUGCCCAAUACUUUUGCUCCCUCGCCCACCCCGGCAGCACUUAGCAGUGGGCUUAAUGAUCUGUUUGAGCUCUCCACGGGCAUGGCCAUUACAACAGGUGGAUAUGUGGCUCCUAAAGCGGUGUGGCUGCCAGCAACGAAGGCCAAGGGCUUGGAAAUCGCGGGAACCUUCUCACGCCGGCAAGGGCACAUGUAUAUGGACAUGACGUUCAUCAACAAGGCCCUACAGCACAUGACUGACUUUGCUAUCCAGUUCAACAAGAACAGCUUUGGAGUUAUUCCCACCACACCCCUUCCCAUUCACACUCCGCUGAUGCCCAACCAGAGCAUUGACAUUUCCUUGCCACUCAGCACAAUUGGUCCUGUGAUGAAGAUGGACCCUCUCAAUAACCUUCAGGUUGCUGUCAAGAACAUCAUUGAUGUCUUCUACUUCAGCUGCCUUAUUCCACUCAACAUUUUUUUUGUCGAAGAUGGGAAAAUGGAACGCCAGGUAUUCUUGGUUACCUGGAAGGACAUCCCCAAUGAGAAUGAGCUUCAAUACCAGAUCAAGGAAUGCCACCUGAAUGCAGAUACGGUGUCUGGGAAGCUGCAGAACAACAACAUCUUCACCAUUGCCAAGAGGAACGUAGAAGGUCAGGACAUGCUCUACCAGUCCCUGAAGCUUACUAACGGCAUCUGGAUCCUGGCAGAGCUGCGCAUUCAGCCUGGCAACCCCAACUACACGCUGUCCCUGAAGUGUCGAGCUCCCGAGGUCUCCCAGUACGUCUACCAGAUGUACGAUGUCAUCCUGAAGAACUAAGCCCUCCGUCCAUACCUCCUCACUCCAUGGUCUACUCGCCCAUGACCUCUGCAGUGCAGGAAAAAAUUGUCCUUUUUUCCGUCUUUAUUCAUCUGUUCAAUUUUACUCACCCCUUCCAUGUCUAUGUAAGAACUAGGCAUUAAUAAUCCAUCCAGAGCUAUGAAUUUUAAUAUUAGUGUGAAUGUGUGUUUCACCAGGAUUCCUUUCCUAAGAGAUGAACCAGCUUAAUCCAUUUUCUCCUUAUCUUUGUACUGUAACACACGUUUGUCCCCCCACCCCUUUUGUGUCAGUUGUUGAUACUUGGUUUCAUUCCAUUUCCAUGUCUGCUUAAAUUUUUUUAGCACACACAGACCAUCAUUCAAGGGGUUGGUUGUGUGGGAAUGUGUUGCCAUCAGUGGGUGAGGCAUUCCUGCUCAAUGCCUUUCUGCCUCACUCAGCAGUUCACACUAGUGUGAUUCAACAUGGUGGCUUGGCAACCAUUAAAGGACGGGGAUGAAAACUAGGGAGUCAGAUUACACAAAUUCUAAAGAUUUGUGGCUUGUUUUUUUGUAACCACUGCAUAUAGAGCUUGAUACUGCAUUGUGUUUACUUGAGUCUGUGCCAUCCUUGAGUUUGUAUUUUUUUAAGUAAUUUUUGUAUUCUUACUGUCGUAUUCCUUCCUUUAAAAAAAAAAAAAAAAAAAAAAAGAAAAUUGAAUCAUUGUGUGGACAUUGACUUUAUCAGGCUACAUUGGUGCUUUCAUUUUUCAUACCAUUAAUUCCUCAGCAUUUACACAUAGCUGCCCAGCAAAUUAAUGUUCAUUUUGGGCAAGAAUUGUAAUCUAACUCACAUUUCUCUGUACAUUGUGUUUGUGUGAUACUUUAUCUUAAAACACUGGCAUUUAAAGAAUGAGACAAGAUAGUCUCGUUGUGAUGUGUUUUUUGCUUUGUGACAGUAUUACAUCUUUUUCUUUUAGGCUAAAGACAAAAUCAUGGUAAAUUCAUGUGAGCGUUGUUUUUGUAGUGUUGUACACAGCAGCUCCCUACCCAGGAAAAUCUAAGCUUAACUUUGUAGCCAAUGUUCAUAUCCAGCCACUUAGACUCCAGCCCAUGUGCUCGUGUUGGUUGUUGAUUUUUACACAUUUGUUAACUUGCUAUUUUUGAUUUCCCAUCAGAAAAUUGUGCAGUAAAUAAACUGGAAAGUUCUGCCAGUUCACUAUAAAGCAGUGUAGUGUUGCUGUUUAUAGCCGGUAAACCUAAAUAUAAAUAGAAUAGUUGUUCCAAACAUGCUAUCUGGAAGAUUGUUUUGUCUGGCCUCAAUUUAAAAGUAGCAUGAUAACAGUAGUGCUAAAAUUUACCAAGGCCUCAGAUGUGACUGUGAUUUUACAUGCCUUUCAUACAAAUAUUGUUCUGCAGAGUUAGGAAUACAAAAGUACCUGUGCUUGCUGAACCUAAGGUAGUGACGCUUAGACAUUUACAUGCAUAGAACUAAAGAAACAAAAAGGUACAAAUAGUUUUGUGAUUUUUCAUGUCAUGCAUAAGAAUGUGCCUGUGAACGUGCAUGUGUACAGUGCUCAAUGCUGCUGAGACCUUUAUCUUCCCUGCCCUCCGUUUGUGCUGCCAGUCAUGUUACCAUGCUUAUUUAAAUGGGAAUGACCACUUUAAUUUACAAGGGGAAGUCAAAAAUUGUUCACAAUCUACAUGUAUUUAGAUGAAUAUAGAUUAUUGUGGAUAGUUUUUUGACUUCCUCUUGUAUAAACCCUGGCUCCUUUUUGAAGAAUGUCCUGUUUCUUAUUAAAGUUAGGGACAUUUCAUUCAGUAGGUACUUUAAAUAUUGUGUAAAAUAAACUAUUCUAGCUGUUUGACUGGUAGUCCAGAUUGAGAUCAGUUCAUGUUUUGUUUCUUGCCAGACUUCCAAAAUGCCUUCUCUAGGUUUAUGACACUAAAAUUCAACUGUUUUGCAGAAAAAAGAUAAUUUUGUGUGAGCUUCUGAAACCUUAAAAUGACCAUAAUGCUGAAAUGCAGCUCAUUCCCAACAGCUUAAUGAAGGUGUUGGCUCCUGGAAAUCCUGUUGUCUUAACUUUGGGUUCAGUACCUCUUCAUCACCGUUGUUUUAAUCCCACAGCCAAUGUGUAUGCUUUUUAUGUUGGCCAUUUUCAAUAAACUGU